Messenger RNA from Rotaria sp. Silwood2, 1473 nucleotides. Lineage: Eukaryota; Metazoa; Rotifera; Eurotatoria; Philodinida; Philodinidae. The record is from the annotation of a GenBank genome assembly.
AUGGCAACAACAAUGCUAACAUCAACUCCUACUAAAGAAAAGAAAAAAAAUUCAUCAUCAAAUAAACAAAAUCGAUCAAACGUUGCUGGUACACUUAAACGUAAUCCGAAAUAUGAAUUGAAAAAGGAUGAACUUAUUCAACUAUUAGGACGUUUUGAAGCUGAACUUCAAGCUAAGGAUAUUGCAUUAGCAGCACUGAAGUCAGAAAAAGUGAAAUCACUUUUAUCAAAUGCACGAUUUGGUCGUCUUAGUUGUCAAACGGAUCCUUAUGCUGCAUUACUUCGCGAUAGUGAACAUGUUAAAGAAGAUGUACUCAAUGAACAAAUACCAAUGAAAAAUGCAUAUGAAACACAACUUAUACAACUUGAAGAACUUAUUGUUCAACAAAGAAAACAAGUACAUACAUUAAAAUUUGCCCUUGAUGAUACACAACAAAGAUAUGCAUUGUUGGUACAAGAACUUGAAAAUGAAAAAAAAGAGAAAGUUCGAUUACAAGCAUUUCAAAACCAGUUAUUAGUUACUCAAGAAGAAAAAGAUCAAUUACGCAACGAACUCGAAAACAUAAAAUUACAUAAUCAAGAAUUAGAACAGCAAUUAGCUCAAGUAAUGAAAUUACUUGAACAUGAACAUGAAAGACAUAAAAAAUUUAUUAUACUUCUGUUAAAUGAACGUAAACUUGAAAAUGAACAUCAUCAAGAACAAUUAAAACAAUUAUCAAAUAAUCAUAUCAAUGAUGAUACAAAACGUGAAACAAGAUUUAAAGAAUUAGAACUUGAAAAUGAACGUAACAAACAAGUUUUAACAGCACGUAUCCAACAGUUACAAAGUGAAAUUGAUUUAUUAGUCAAAGAAAAAAAACAACAAUCUAUAACGAAUAGUGUUUCAACAUCGGAUAGUGAUUUGACUGAAACAAUUUUCAAACCUCAAUCGAAACCACGUCAAUUACCAUCAACAGUUCCUCAAACUCUACUUCCAACAAAUGAACCACCGUCAUCACCGUCCAACCCAGAAAAAAUAUUUGUAUCAACAACAACAGGUGGUAUUCGCCGUCCAACUAUUAUUCCAACACCAUCAUCAUCAUCAUCGUCGUCAAGAAAUGCUAAUAAUCCAAUAAAAAAAGGCGGAGUUGUUCCUCUAUCAGUUGCGCCAUAUACACAACAAACAUCAUCAAUGACAAGUUCAACAUCAUCUAUUCCGGAAUUACCUUCAUCACCAGUACCUACUGUUGCUAAACGUAAUGUUAUACCUACUCGUUCAAUAUCAAAUGCUUCUCAAUCUCCAAUGAUCUCUAAUUUUCGUUCAUCACCAAGCAAUAGUCAAACAUCAACAUCAUCUAUUCCGACUGUUACAUCAACAACAGGAAAUAAUGCUACACGUGGUGGUGGUAUCCCUCGUUUAACAAAAAAUCCAAAUCAAAUUGUUAAACCGACAACAACAACUGGUUCAGCGAAACGACCUGGUCAGGUAAAUUAA